Molecule: messenger RNA, 2772 nt
Organism: Euleptes europaea (tarantolino)
Lineage: Eukaryota; Metazoa; Chordata; Lepidosauria; Squamata; Sphaerodactylidae
Gene: TOP1
Product: DNA topoisomerase I
Exons: 22
Coding region: 21-2480 (819 amino acids)
Biological process (GO): DNA topological change; DNA replication; chromosome segregation
Cellular component (GO): chromosome; nucleolus
Molecular function (GO): DNA topoisomerase type I (single strand cut, ATP-independent) activity; DNA binding
Source: RefSeq, a predicted model, not a curated record
CCACAUACAUUGCUAUAGGCAUGAGUGGGGGCCAGCUGCACAACGACUCCCAGAUCGAUCCAGAUUUCCGAGCGAAUGAUUCUCACAAACAUAAAGAUAAACACAAAGACCGAGAACAUCGACACAAAGAGCACAAGAAGGACAAAGAGAAAGACCGAGAAAAAUCCAAGCACAGUAACAGUGAGCACAAAGAUUCCUCGGAGAAAAAACACAAAGAGAAGGAGAAAACCAAACACAAAGAUGGCAGUUCAGAAAAACACGACAAACACAAAGACAAACACAAAGAUAGAGACAAGGAGAAACGGAAGGAAGAAAAGAGCAAAUCAUCUUCUGGUGAAAUAAAAAUAAAGAAGGAAAAGGAAAAUGGUUUUUCCAGUCCGCCUCGUAUUAAGGAAGAAAUAGACAACGAUGGCUACUUUGCUUCUCCCAAAGAAGAUUACAAGCCUCUAAAGAGACACCGAGAGGAUGAUGAUGUCGACUACAAACCCAAGAAGAUAAAAACCGAAGAGCUCAAAAAGCCGAAGAAGAGGAAACAAGAAGAAGAAGAGGACAGCAAACCCAAGAAAAUAAAGAGCAAAGAUAAGAAGCCUCCUGAAAGAGAUAUGAAGAAGAAGAAAAUGAAAAAAGAAGAGGAACAGAAAUGGAAAUGGUGGGAGGAAGAACGCUACCCUGAAGGAAUCAAGUGGAAGUUCUUGGAGCACAAAGGUCCUGUGUUUGCACCGCCAUAUGAACCUUUGCCUGAAAAUGUCAAAUUCUACUAUGAUGGUAAAGUCAUGAAGCUGAGCCCCAAAGCAGAAGAAGUCGGCACAUUCUUUGCAAAAAUGCUUGAUCACGAAUACACUACAAAGGACAUCUUCAGAAAAAACUUCUUUAAAGACUGGCGGAAGGAAAUGACCUCAGAAGAAAAGAGUACCAUUACUAGCCUCAGCAAGUGUGACUUCACCCAUAUGAGUCAGUAUUUCAAAGCUCAGACAGAGGCCAGGAAACAGAUGACCAAGGAUGAGAAACAGAAAAUUAAAGAGGAGAACGACCGGUUAUUAAAAGAAUAUGGCUAUUGUAUCAUGGAUAAUCACAAGGAACGAAUUGCCAAUUUUAAGAUUGAACCGCCGGGUCUCUUCAGAGGGCGUGGCAACCAUCCCAAAAUGGGCAUGCUGAAAAGACGGAUAAUGCCCGAAGACAUCAUCAUCAAUUGUAGCAAGGAUGCCAAAGUUCCUCCCCCUCCCCCUGGACAUAGAUGGAAAGAAGUCCGGCACGAUAACAAAGUGACCUGGCUGGUGUCGUGGACAGAGAACAUCCAAGGCUCUAUUAAGUACAUCAUGUUGAACCCCAGCUCUAGAAUCAAGGGUGAGAAAGACUGGCAGAAAUAUGAGACGGCUCGGAGACUGAAGAAAUGCGUAGAUAGGAUUCGGAAUCAAUAUCGGGAAGACUGGAAGUCCAAAGAGAUGAGAGUGCGGCAGAGGGCUGUUGCGCUGUAUUUCAUUGACAAACUCGCUCUGAGAGCUGGUAAUGAGAAAGAGGAAGGGGAGACCGCCGACACAGUGGGCUGCUGCUCCCUCCGUGUGGAGCAUAUUAAUUUGCAUACAGAAUUGGACGGGCAGGAAUACGUGGUGGAGUUCGACUUCCUCGGAAAAGACUCCAUCCGAUACUACAACAAGGUCCCCGUUGAAAAAAGGGUUUUUAAGAAUCUUCAGUUGUUCAUGGAGAACAAGCAGCCAGAAGAUGACCUCUUUGACAGGCUCAACACUAGUAUCUUAAAUAAGCAUCUUCAAGACCUUAUGAGGCUGACACUUGGAGUUUUGCCCACUGGGCCUACCAUAGUGAUCCAGGCCAUCCUCUUCCAUGCCAAAGCAGAGCUCCUGCCUCUCAGCCCCGGAGCCUCCGGCAAAGCAAAGGCUGGAGAAAUGGUCCUGGGAACAGAAGGCAUAGGUUUCCUUCGAAUCCAUGAGAGUUUGACCUUGUCACAUAGAAAUUCCAUUUUCACGUGUUUGUUUUCAAUUCUUCCAGCGGAUGAGAACAUCCCAGCAAAAAUCUUGUCUUAUAACCGUGCCAAUAGAGCUGUUGCUAUUCUCUGCAACCACCAGAGGGCGCCUCCAAAGACUUUUGAGAAAUCCAUGAUGAAUUUGCAGACUAAGAUUGAUGCCAAGAAGGACCAGUUGGCUGAAGCCAAGCGAGAACUAAAAAGCGCCAAAGCCGAUGCCAAGAUCCGGAGGGACGAGAAGUCUAAAAAGACAGUGGAAAGUAAAAAGAAAGCUGUACAGAGAGUCGAGGAGCAGUUGAUGAAGUUGGAGGUUCAGGCUACAGAUCGAGAGGAAAACAAGCAAAUUGCCUUGGGAACCUCCAAACUAAAUUAUCUGGAUCCUAGAAUUUCUGUUGCCUGGUGCAAGAAAUGGGGAGUACCUAUAGAGAAGAUCUAUAACAAAACCCAACGGGAGAAAUUUGCCUGGGCAAUUGACAUGGCAGACGAAGACUAUGAGUUUUAACCUGAUGUUAAUGGCUGGGUUUUAAUGGAAGAGAGGGGAAGUAGCCUGGUUUUAGGGAGAGUGAUAAACUGUGAGCCUUACUUGUCCUUUAUAUUUGGGGGGGAGGGGCAUUGGGAGGGGAAAAGUGAGUGUCCGACCAAGUACCCAACAUCUUUGAGAAAAGAUAAUGCCUGGAAAUAUUAUAGAGGAGCUGAGCCUGUUGUCCUAUGGACAACUUAUUUAAAAACUGUUUCAGAGACCCAAAUUCUAGCUGUAUGGUUUGUGUUUUAUCUCUGGCGGGAGGACAAGAGGA